This is a messenger RNA of Vespa mandarinia (Asian giant hornet), 1459 nucleotides long. It is a transcript of the gene Mos, whose product is annotated as proto-oncogene serine/threonine-protein kinase mos. Lineage: Eukaryota; Metazoa; Arthropoda; Insecta; Hymenoptera; Vespidae. The record is from RefSeq and is a predicted model, not a curated record. Gene Ontology annotation, biological process: protein phosphorylation. Gene Ontology annotation, molecular function: ATP binding; protein serine/threonine kinase activity.
UUUUUUUUUUCCAAACAUUUUCUCAGAUAUAUAACAUAAUCGUUUGUUGUUAAGCAGAAAACAAAAUCAAUCCAUGACCUUUUAUAAUGUAAUUUAAGAAUAGUAGAAGUAAACAUUAUUUCCCUUUACUUUUGGAGAUAUGUUUAAGUGAAAAAAAAAAAAGAAAAAAAAAAGGGAAGAAAAAAAGGUUGUUGACACAAAAUGUAUUCUUUAAUUAUUCUUUGGGUUUGAUUAUGUAUGAAAUUUCAAUCGUUAAAUCAUAAAAAUGGCUUCGCCACGAAUAAUUUCAAAAUUUCAAAGUUUAUCUCCAGUACCAAAUUUAAGGAAUUCAUUAACACCUAGAAGUUUUAUAAAAAAUAAUAAUUAUAUUAAAUCACCGGAAAAUAAAAAUAGAUUAUCGCCUUUCAAUGUUAAUACACCUGACAGAAAAGAAAUUCUUCUAAAUGGUUUACCUAAUAAACAACGAAUUGUAUUAGGUACUGGAGGAUUUGGUACAGUCUAUAAGGCAUUAUAUAAAGGAAAUCAAGUAGCAGCAAAAAUAUUGAAAAAAUCAAAGGAUAGCGAUAAUAUUAUCAAUUCGGAGAAGCAUGCUUAUUUAUUGAGGCAUACCAAUAUUGUUAAUAUUUUAACCAUAGAAGAAGGUGCUGCUUUAUCAUUGAUAACAAUGGAAUUAUGUGGUAUUACGUUACAAGAUCAAUUGGAAAAAAAAGCUUUAGACAGAAGAGAACGUAUUCGUAUUUGGAGGGAUAUAGCUUGUGCUCUUCAAUUCUGUCAUAAUGCGGGUGUGGUUCAUGCGGAUGUGAAGCCAAAAAAUAUUUUAAUUGGAAAUUGUGGUCAACCUAAACUUACAGACUUUGGGAGUUCUGUCUUAAUAAAUAAAGUACAUGCCGAACAGGCAUCUAAUAUAAUGACAAGUACACCAGGUUAUGCAGCACCAGAAGUUUUAUGCGGAAUAAUUCCCAGUCCUGCUGCAGAUAUUUAUUCUUUAGGCGUUUUAGCCUGGCAAAUCCUUUCUAGGAAAAUACCCUUUGAAGGAUUCCACGUGCAUACUAUUAUCUAUUUAUCUGUAAAAGGAAAGAGACCUUAUGAUGAAGAUCUCAAUGAUGAAUUUCAAGGACGAUACAAGUCAUUAUAUAGAGAGAUGUGGUCUCAAAAAAUUACAGCUCGACCAAUAACAAGUAAAGUGAUCUAUAUGCUAGAUAUCCUAAUGAAUAAAUAGGUUUUAUUUAAAUCAAUUAAUGUUCUAUACUUGUUAGUAUACGCGUCGCUUAUUAUUAUACAUUAUUAAAUAAAUGUCGUGUUUACAUAUAAUAUAUAUAUAUAUCAAAUAUGUGAAAAGAGAAAUGUGAUUUUAUGUAUCUGGCAUCUCUCCACCAGGCACAAGCUGUAAAAAGAAAAUCAAUUGUUAAAUUGUAAGGUUAUAUCAAUACAUAAAUAAUUAUUUUUUAUUAUAUACGAA